Molecule: messenger RNA, 3921 nt
Organism: Paramecium sonneborni
Lineage: Eukaryota; Ciliophora; Oligohymenophorea; Peniculida; Parameciidae
Source: the annotation of a GenBank genome assembly
AUGAAGAAAGAAUCCAAGUAUUAUUUAGGAAGUUUACUAGCACCUUAUUAAUAUGAACCUAAUUCCUUUAUUGAAUUAGAUCUAAAUGAUAAAGCAUUUCUUUGUCCACAAUUAAUUGAUUUUAGUACUCCUAUUUGUUCAUUAAAAAAUGAAAAUAUAUCAACCUACAUAGUUACUAAAACUAAGAAUUUUAGACAAUCUACUUUGGUCUUGAAAUAAAAAAAGAUUGGAAAGUAAAUUCAUUAUUAACCAUUAUAAAUUCAUGGAAGAAUUUCUCAUUGUUAUGAUGAAAUUUGGUGGUUUUUAUUAACAGUCGAUUAUGUUAAAGUAAUUGCAAAGACAGUAAAUUUUAAAUAUUCAGACAAUCUUAGAUAAAUAAGACUGGAUGUCUAUUUAAAAUAGAAUGCAUUAAAUGAUUAAUUUGAUCUAUCCAAAUUUAAUUAGAAAGCAUUUUAAGAUGGUUUUGUAAAUAGAGAAAGAUUUUCAUAUGCAGAAUCAGAAGAAGAUUUAAAUGUAGAUUUAUAAUAUUUCUCUCGUUUAUCACUUUUGCUUUUAUUUGAUUUACUUAAUCUAUAAAGAACUAUUCCAGCAAUGAUUAAAUCAGAUAAGUAUGUAAAGAUAUUCUUCACUUAAUUGGAAAAGUUUCAUUCUUUAUAAAUGGGAUAACCUCUAAGAAUUGAUUUAACUUUUAAGGAUUUUGCAAGAGUAAUUAUUACUAAUAAUGAAUACUAUAGAAAUUCAUUGUAGAAUUCAGCUUUUUCUAAUAAAUUAUAUUCUCUUAAAGAUUUUAAGAGUUCUUGUCUCUUUUUAUCAAAAAAUAAAUAUUAUACUAAUGAAGAAUCUCAAUUUAAUCCAAUUCAAUAAGAAGUACCUAUUUAUUAGAAUGUCUAUUUUAAAAAAUAUAUGACUACAUUGUUACAUGAAAUAUAGAAAUUCAUUUCUACAUCAACUAAACAUGUAAAUGAACACAAAUAACAAAACUAUUAGAAAUAUUGUUUUGAAUUAUUGUUUCUUAAAUUAAAUUGUACAUAUCAAUCUUUAUGUUAAGGAUUUCAUAGUCAUUAACCAAGUAUUGAUAAACUUAAUGAAUUAAGAUAUAAAGUAGAUAAUAUUGAACAACUCAGUAUUAAGACAUUUCUUACUCUGAAUACAGAGAAUUCUUCUUUAUAUAAAGAGACUUAAAAUCCUUUUAUUUAAGUAAUUGUUGGUGGAAUAAAUCAUAAGAAAGAUAAAGAAUAUUUUGAAUUGUAAAUUUCUUCAGGAAAUUUGUGUGAUUGCUAAAAAUAUUAAUAAGCAUUAAAAUAAUUGGAAAUAAAUAGAAGAGAAUAAGUUUAAAAAAUGAUUGACUUUUGUACGGGCAAACUAAAACUUUCUGAAGAAAUAAAUGAAAAUGAAAUUAAUUCUUUUUUAAAUAGUAAAGAUUAGGAAAUAUAUGAACAUCCUAAACCUAAAACUUUGAUUUGUGAUUUGAAAUAACAUUAAAAAUAAGCAUUAACAUGGAUGUUAUGGAGAGAAGGUUUAAUUCCUAAUCCUAAGAACUCUGAAGCAAAAGAUAAAGGUUAAUGGUAAUUAUCUCCUUUAUGGGAAGAAGUUUUAUUAGAAAGUGGUAAAAAAUUAUAUAUGAAUACAUUUACUGGAAAAAUCACUGAUGAAUUUUAAUCUUAUAAUUCUACUAAAGGAGGAAUACUUGCAGAUGAAAUGGGAUUGGGAAAAACUAUUAUGACUUUAGCUUUAAUUUUAUAAACUUAAAAAAAAGGAAGAGUUACUUUAAUAAUUGUUCCCAAAUCUGUCUUAUUGUAAUGGGAAGCAGAAAUUAAAAAACAUUCAAUACCUAACAGUCUUUAAGUAUUGACAUUUUAUAAGAUAUCAAAUAGAAAUAAGAAAAUUGUUUUCUCUAAUUAUGAUGUUAUUAUAACAACCUAUACUGUUGUAGCCUAAAAUUAUUCUAACUGGUUAAAAGAAAAUGGACUGGAAGAUACUGAAAUAUAUUAAAAAGUAAGAAAUAAACCAGAUCAUGAAUAAAAAGAAUAGAAAGAAUAGAAAGAAUAGAAAGAAUUUAAAGAAUAGAAAGAAUUUAAAGAAUAAAAAGAAUUUAAAGAAUAAAAAGAAUUUAAAGAAUUGAAAGAAUUUAAAGAAUAGAAAGAAUAAAAAGAAUUUAAAGAAUUUAAAGAAUAGAAAGAAUAAAAAGAAUUUAAAGAAUAGAAAGAAUAGAAAGAAUUGAAAGAAUCAAAAAUUUCUAAUGAUACAUAAAUUUUAAAUGAUAGUUUUGAAAUAGAAUUAGAUUCUUAAGAUUUUUGUUAAAAUAAUGAUUAAAGUGAAGAAUUUAAAUCUAUUUUUGACUUAAAAUCAUCUAAAUUUGAAAAGUCUUAAUUAUUUGGUGAACCAAUAGAAAUAAGUUAGAAUGAUUAUGAAUGUGGAACAAAAACAAAGAAAAAUAAUUAAGGAAAAAUAACAAAUUUAUUUGAUUUUACAUAUUAUAGAGUUAUCUUAGAUGAAGCACAUAAUAUAAAAACAAAAAAUACUUUAUAAACAAGAAGUGCUAUGGCUUUAAAGAGUGAAUGUCGAUGGUGUUUAACAGGUACUCCAAUAUAAAAUAAACAUGAUGAUCUAUUUAGUUUAUUAUCGUUCCUAAGAGUUGAAACAUUUGGUGAAUAGUAUAAUAUUCAUUUUUAUAUUUAAUAGUUAUUGGUGGAAUGCUUAUAUAAAUAAAGAGGAAAAUGAGGAUGAAUAAUAAUGUAUUUUAGGAGAAAUAAUAAAACCAAUUAUUCUAAGAAGAACCAAAUAGUAGUUGAGUAAUCAAAAUUCAUUAUAAAUAAAUGAAUCUAUAUGUUGGGUUAAAUUAGAAAAUAAAGAAAGAGCACUUUAUGAUAAGUUUUUUGAAGGAACACAAUAAUUAUUCAAAGUCUAUUUGAAUUCUGAAAAAAGCAGAUAAUUUGUUCAUAUUUUUCAAAUCAUAAAUAAAUUAAGGAUGACAUGUGACCAUCCCUCUAUUGCUUUAAAAGGAAUUAAUUUGGAUACUAAUUCUAUUGAUGAAAUUAAAUAUUGCAUAGAAAACUUUUUUGCCAAAUAAAAAUCUGGUGAUUAAGAUAUAUCUGAUAAAUAAAGAUAAUAGUUAGUUGAUUUAAUAUAACGAGGAAAUUUAAAUGAUUGCACACUCUGUUCUGAAGAUGGAAUAACUACAUUUGAUAUUUCAAUAUGCGGACAUGUUUAUUGUCAUAAGUAUUAAUUAUAUAUAACUUAUAGUUGUUUUAAAGAAGUAAUUGAAACUAUUGGAGAAUGUCCAACAUGUUCUAAAAGAUUAACCUUAAAAGAUAUUAUGAGUGUAUAGAGUAAUUCAUACGAAGUUUAAGAAAUCAAACAAACUAAGUGGGGUCCUAGUAGUAAAAUGUUAGCAGUAGUAAAUGAAACUAAAAAAGUAUAACUCAAAAGAGAAAAAUGUUUAAUCUUUACAUAAUGGAUUUAAAUGAUAAGGUUACUUGAAGAAAAAUUUCAAGAAGAAGAAAUUUGGUGUUAAGUUGUUACAGGAGCUAUGUCUGUUGAAUAAAGAAAUAAAGUCAUUUAAUCAUUUGAAUAACAUCCUGCUUUUACAGCUUUAAUUUUAUCUUUAAGAGCUACAUCUACUGGAUUAAAUUUAACUAUGGCUAAUCAUGUAUUCCUAGUUGAUCCAUGGUGGAAUGUAAUUAUAUAUUAUAUUAUUAUUAGCCAGCCAUUGAAGAUUAAGCUAUUGGAAGAGCUGAUAGAAUCGGAUAAAAAAAAUAAGUUAAUGUAAUUAGAUUUCUUUGUGCAAAUACAAUUGAAGAAAAAAUUAAUUUGUUGCAUCAAAAGAAAAAGAAUAUGAUUAGAAAAGUCAUAGCAAAUGAUUAAAAAAAAUCAUCAGAUAUUGAUGACUUUAAGUUUUUAAUUUUUGAACAACCCAUAUGA